AUAAACAGUAGCAGCAAAACAGCAGAAAGGGGGAGGAUCAACUUGGAUUAAGCGAUUCAAUCGUUCAUAGAUUUCUCUGAAAAUCCCAGCUUUUUCUUUUCAUAUCUUGGAUUCGACGAUGCCGAUUCAGCAAGCAAACUGGUCUCCGUACGACAACAAUGGAGGGACUUGUGUGGCGAUUGCAGGUGUAGAUUACUGUGUGAUUGCGGCCGAUACUCGAAUGUCUACUGGCUACAAUAUUCUUACUCGCGAUUAUUCCAAAAUCAUUCAGCUAGCGGACAAAUCUGUGAUGGCUUCCUCAGGUUUUCAGGCUGAUGUGAGGGCUUUACAAAAGGUUCUGGAAGCUAGGCACUUGGUAUAUCAACAUCAGCAUAACAAACAGAUGAGCUGCCCUGCUAUGGCCCAGCUGCUCUCAAAUACCCUCUAUUACAAGCGUUUCUUCCCUUAUUAUUCUUUCAACGUUCUUGGUGGUCUUGACAGUGAAGGUAAGGGUUGCGUCUUUACAUAUGAUGCUGUUGGAUCUUAUGAAAGGGUUGGAUAUAGUUCCCAAGGUUCUGGUUCCACACUCAUUAUGCCCUUUUUGGACAAUCAACUGAAAUCUCCAAGUCCACUGCUAUUACCUGCUAAGGAUGCUGUUACGCCACUUUCAGAAUCAGAAGCUGUAGACUUGGUGAAAACAUGUUUUGCUUCAGCAACAGAAAGGGAUAUCUACACUGGCGACAAGCUGGAAAUCCUUGUGUUAAAUGCUGAAGGCAUUCGUCGUGAAUACAUGGAGCUGAGAAAAGAUUGACUUUCUACACCAUGUUGCAGUUUCUGUUUUCAAUAUCCUCCAAUUUGGACGCUCAGGGUAUAUUAAGCUGGUAAUUGAUUCGACAGAAUCUGGUUUUUGCAUGGAUUGUAAUCGCAUAUGGGCUUUCUGACCAUAAAAUUUGAAUAUUUUCUUUAUGAGGGAAUGCUGCGAUCAUGACUUCCAAUCAACACCUUCUCAUAACCUUUCUGUUGAAAUGGUCCCCUGUUUUCCUUCUAAUCUUCUUUUGUUGUACUUGAAAUUAUUUACUGCAAAGCUACUGCAUUUGGGUGCUAAUGAUAUAUUUUCAACCAAGAAAACCAUUAUGUAGCA
Messenger RNA from Coffea eugenioides, 1120 nucleotides. Its product is annotated as proteasome subunit beta type-1. Gene Ontology annotation, cellular component: proteasome core complex. The record is from RefSeq and is a predicted model, not a curated record. The transcript has 7 exons. NCBI's taxonomy places the organism in Eukaryota, Viridiplantae, Streptophyta, Magnoliopsida, Gentianales, Rubiaceae. The coding region runs from base 119 to 790 and encodes 223 amino acids.